This is a messenger RNA of Rubroshorea leprosula, 643 nucleotides long. The record is from the annotation of a GenBank genome assembly. NCBI's taxonomy places the organism in Eukaryota, Viridiplantae, Streptophyta, Magnoliopsida, Malvales, Dipterocarpaceae.
GUUUUUAUACUUAUCAGUGCACCAAUGGAAGAUUCACACCUUUGAAAAUGAAAACGCAUACAUGACAGUGAGAAAGGAAGUCACAAGGCUAGAAAAAUGGGCCUUUGGCUGGGCAUGUCUAUCUACAACUGACAUGCACACACAAUGUUUAAGCACGAUAAAGCAAUACAGAACUGCAUAAGAAAAUCCAACAAAUAUCAUUCAAGCUGAUUCAUAAUCUAUUCUUCCUUCAGUCCUCCAAUCCUCCAAUCGAUAAUGUUUCAAACCACAUGAUAGCCACAAUUAGAAUAAUAGAAAGUAUUCCUCUUGAUCAAUUGAUAAUGCUUGCAAUUGAAGACAAUGAGAAAGUGUUAAAGUCAGCAACAUUAACAGCACCGCAGACUUACCAAGCACGCGUGGACUUUUACCUCAUUUCAAUAGCUAGAAAAUUCCAGAGACUCUAAGAGACAGUAUACAACCCACCACCAAAACAAUAUAAAAUGGCAUCGCUAUCUUCGUUGUCACGAGGAUGCAACUCCUGGUGAAAGAGACACGUUAUUAUCUCUAUUGCAUCUCUAACUUCUCUCAAUUGGAAGAAUCAUAUUGGUGUGUGGUUUGAAAUUUUCAAGCUGAUGAAUGCAGUAAGUAAAAAUAUGAAUAGAAA